UUCAAACAGUAGUCUCGCUUUCUGAGACAGCAACAGUGUGGGUUUCAGUGAACAUAUCUUAUUACAAAGAUGACAUCCUCCCGUGGUGCAAGUCUGCACACCCCUAAGGAGAGGACAGACUGAAGGUCACAGCGCUCCCAUUUUAGGCUUAAGGCAACAGGUGGGAGCAUGACUUCAAAAAUUGAUAAUCCACCACCUUAUGAGGUCGCAUUGCACCAUCCUAAGUAUGGAAACUACCCCCACCAGCCACAACAUGACUCCCCUCUUCCACCACCUCCAUCUUACAGCCCCAGUCCUGGCAUGUGCCCCGGCCUUCCUGGCUACUGGGGCCAGGAGGGUGUCUACCCGCAAGGGAUGUGGGCAGCCCCUGGCUUCUCUCCGUCUGGGGUGCCCACCACAAUACCAACUUUGUCUGCCGGAGUGCCUGCAUCCAACCCAGGAGACAUGGAGGAUUAUCUGAGCAUCCAGUGGGAAAGCACAGCUAUUCGGCACGCCUUCAUUCGAAAGGUUUACUUAAUUUUAGCAGCCCAGCUUGCCGUCACCUUUUCUGUUGUUGCUGUCUUUACAUUUGUUGACCCAGUGAGGCUGUUUGUCAUCAGAUACCCCGGCAUCUACUGGGCAUCUUUAGUGGUUUAUUUUGUGGUUUACUGCAUCCUCAUCUGCUGCAAAGAGCCGAGGAGGCGUUUCCCAUGGAAUCUAGUGCUGCUGGGAGUAUUUACUCUCGCCUUGUCUUACAUGUGUGGAACAAUUUCAAGCUAUUAUGAAACAAAGGCAGUGUUUCUUGCCAUGGGAAUAACAGCAGUAGUUUGUAUAGCUGUCACAAUCUUCUGCUUCCAAACCAAGGUGGACUUCACCUCCUGCGGGGGAUUUCUCUGUAUUGCCGCCGUUUUGCUCAUGAUCAUUGGGAUUGUUACAGCCAUCGUCCUCUCCUUCCAAUAUGUCCCUUGGCUGCAUAUGCUCUACGCUGCGAUUGGAGCCAUCGUUUACACUCUGUUUUUAGUAUACAACACCCAGCUUCUUAUUGGAAAUCGGGAGUUGGCACUCAGCCCAGAGGAGUACAUCUACGGAGCCCUCUCUCUCUACAUCGACAUUGUUCACAUCUUCCUCUUUAUCCUCCAAGUCAGCGGAGCCGCCACUGAAUAAGCCCGUGGUUAGAGCUCACUCUGUCGUCUACGAGCAUGGACUUACAGAAUAUCACAUCUGUUAAACAAAAUUCUAUGUGUACAUGUGUGUCACUUACGAAUUUCAACAUCCAUAGAGAGUAAUGAAACAUCCUAACUGUUCAUUUAAUUAUAGUUACAUUUUACACCAGUAACACUUGAGCACUUUGAUUUACUCUUGCACUGCAUGACGCAGGACAGUGAAUGAAGUCUUUCACUAACCCUACUGUGAAUAAGGGGAGACUAAAGUGCUGCCUUCAGUAUAGUUGUUUGUCUUGCCUUUUCGUUUCAGCCAAUAGUAUUUUAG
Scatophagus argus is the source of this 1467-nucleotide messenger RNA. RefSeq names its product protein lifeguard 3-like. NCBI's taxonomy places the organism in Eukaryota, Metazoa, Chordata, Actinopteri, Scatophagidae. The coding region runs from base 169 to 1143 and encodes 324 amino acids. Gene Ontology annotation, cellular component: endoplasmic reticulum; membrane; Golgi apparatus. The transcript has 12 exons. The record is from RefSeq and is a predicted model, not a curated record. Gene Ontology annotation, biological process: negative regulation of apoptotic signaling pathway.